This is a messenger RNA of Suillus subalutaceus, 1509 nucleotides long. RefSeq names its product cytochrome P450. Lineage: Eukaryota; Fungi; Basidiomycota; Agaricomycetes; Boletales; Suillaceae. The record is from RefSeq and is a predicted model, not a curated record. Bases 1 to 1509 code for a protein of 502 amino acids. Gene Ontology annotation, molecular function: oxidoreductase activity, acting on paired donors, with incorporation or reduction of molecular oxygen; monooxygenase activity; iron ion binding. The transcript has 11 exons.
AUGAAUGGUCUCAUCAACACCAAUGCCUGGGUGUUAGCAGCCUGUGUUGUUCUUAUUGCCUUGGUCAUUUCAAGGUUUAAGAGAAUCGCUAGACUACCACUCCCCCCAGGUCCGAAACCGCUUCCGAUAAUGGGCAACUUCUUCCAAUUGAAUAUCACUCGACCAUGGCUAACAUAUACACACUGGAGGAAAAAAUAUGGCGAUCUAAUCUAUUUCCGCCUCCUUGGCUUCGACUUUAUCGUAGUCAAUUCGGAAAAAGUUGCAAGAGCACUCAUGGAUCAACGUUCCGCCAUAUACUCCGAUCGCCCCUUUAUUGCAACAAACAAGCUUUUUGGCGUUGAUUUUAGUACUGUCAUGCUGCCUUACCAUGGCAGUGAUUGGAAGCUUCACCGCAAGAUGUUCCACCAUGCGCUUCGCUCAGAGAGUGCAUCACGCUAUCAUGACAUCCAUACGAGUAGAGUUCGAUCAUUGCUGAAGGAUCUGCUUGAUGAUCCAUCACAUUUUGAAAUCCAUAUCCAGAGAUUUGUCGCUUCGAACGUUAUGGCAUUUACCUACGGGUACGAUGUAGCUCCGCGCAACGAUCCGAUGGUUGCCAAUGUCAAAGAACUCGUCGAUAUACUCGCAAAGGCACUCUCCCCUGAGCGUAGCGCCAUCUUGUCUGCUUUUCCAAUACUCACUCGCCUACCUGCGUGGCUCCCUGGUCCAGGAUGCCAACGUGACGCUGCUCGUGCGAGGGAAUUAGCAGGACAAGUACUUAAUGUGCCGUUCAAUCUGGUCAAGAAAAAUAUUGCUGCCGGGGUGGCGACUCAUUCCAUGGUAUCUGAUUGCUUAGCUCAGAUUGACGAGAAGGACGACCAACAUAAACAAGAAACUGCUAUAAAAGCGGCGGCGGCUACUGCUUUUAUAGGUAACUUUCCAUCUAGCUCAGCGAUGCUGCAUACAUUCAUUCUCGCCAUGAUUCUCUAUCCAGAGGUGCAGGCGAAGGGUCAAGCGGAAAUCGAUUCUGUCAUAGGGGCGACUAACAGAUUGCCAGAAUUCAACGACCGACCACUGCUACCGUAUGUCGAUGCGAUCCUUCGGGAGCUGCUGAGAUGGAUUCCUGUGGUUCCUCUGGGUAUACCCCAUGCUACUUCAAAGGACGACGUCUAUGAUGGUCGCUUCAUUCCUAAGGGCGCAUUGGUUAUAAACAACGUUUGGGCAAUGAGCAGAGAUGAAUUAAAACACGGGCCCGACGUUGAAGAGUUUAGGCCUGAGCGGCACAUCACAGCCGAAAACAACUCGAACCCCCAGCCCAUCUCCGCUGACCCAAUUUUCGGGCUCGGUCGUCGCAUAUGCCCAGGGAGAUUCACAGCAGAGGGGGUGAUCUGGAUCGCCAUCGUGAAUAUUCUCGCGACGUUUCGCAUUGUGAAGUCGAAGGAUAUCUUGGGGGAAGAAAUCAAUUUGAAGAAAGAAUUUACUGCCGGUAUAGCCAUGUGCGUGAAACCAUUAUACUCUCUUGUCUAUUCCUGA